Spirometra erinaceieuropaei is the source of this 11394-nucleotide messenger RNA. The record is from the annotation of a GenBank genome assembly. Lineage: Eukaryota; Metazoa; Platyhelminthes; Cestoda; Diphyllobothriidea; Diphyllobothriidae.
AUGAGGCAGUGCCUGGACCACCAACAUUCACCAGAUGCCAUUGCCUCCAUCGUCAAUAGAAGUUAUAAUCGAUCGCGGAAGCGCCGGUGAUUCCGUUAGUUUAAGCUUAUUCAUCAUCACACAAUUUUGGCCUUGUGACGGCCUAAACGUUCUUGCCUGAAAGGUGGAGACUCUCACCGAUCGUACUGACGGAACUCACUCGUUCCUCUGUGCAUUACGGGCUCUCCCUUGAACCCGACCAUCAGCCGCACAGCGGUGCAUGAUAUAAGCAGUAUGUUUGGAUUGUCUUAAUUUUCACACUGAAUAAUUAACCUGAGAGGGGAACUUUAUCUAUUUUCCGAUAGAGCCAAGUGUAUGUUAUUACCGUCAAAGACAACGGAGACUGGAAUGGCCAGUUCUGGUUUAUUAGCCGUCGUAAGCCAGUCAUACCAACCCCGAACUGCUGAACACCCGAGGCUCGAACUCGCGACCUGUUAGUGAGAAAUCCACGCCUGCAACCACUGGGCCACGUGCCCGUUGCCCUGUCGGUUUCGAUCGGGAAUAUACAAUGGUAGAGGAGGGCGCUCUCCAGUCUUCCCUGUCUUUGUCGGUAAUAACAUACUACCCUGCUUGCAUGGCUGAUCAUGUCCUACAUAUUAAAGCGCGCAUAAUUCAAACUGAAGGUCAUAUGGCUGCUGGGUGGAAACUACUAGAUUAGGUUCACCGUCGCAGAAUUUGCCGGCAUUCUGGUUCACUAGGCGUUUUGUUCUCUCGACUUCGUCAUUAUUCCUAACAGCGGCCGGAAGCCGAAAUACGAAAGACAAACAGCGGCGAUUCUCAUGCCUGAGUGCGGAAGAAAGGUCAGCAUCUAUUUGCAUUCCACCAAACCAACUGCCGGGACAGCAACUCCUUCCGACCUAAGUGCAGCGCCUGAGGACAAAGUGGGCUGCUGCGAUUCUGACAAGUUAAAUCUGCCGGCUGAAAGUCGCCGGCUUCUGAUCCAGGCAGACGCUAUCUGUCACGACAGCAGACUCCAUUGUGAGUAAAACAAGCAAGUGAUCAGGAGACAUAAAUCACUGUUUUGACCUUCUCGUUGGCGAGAAAUGAAACAGUUUUUCACAUACUCUUCUGGAAAUCUGCUGUUGAGUAACAUGGAGUUGGAUAUCAUGACCAAGUUAAAGACACCAAUGGCAAUUCUCUGCCGCACCCGUCACCAAAGCCUGAGUUCAUGUCUUAGCGCUGGCGAGACGAUGCCCCUGAUAUACAGUAGGUGGGCUAACUCAUGAAAUGUCAACCGAAAUUCCGAAAUGCGCUUUCGUUUCGAAAAAAAUGUUAAAUUGGGUUUUAAAACUGCAGAGUCUGUAGAACAAUUUUAUAAUAAUUCUGUUACCUAAGGAUGCUGGCUUUCGAACGAUAUUCUUUUCGGCUACUUAAGUAGCGCGCAUUUUUCUCAUUGGUUUUCGAUUACCUUAAAUAUUCAAUUAUAUUUCAUAGAAAACCGGCCUAAAAAUAUUCAUUAUUUUGCUCAUCCGGUAGAAAGUGGAGUGUUCCUUUAAUUUGAUGCUCAACCGAAGGAAAAAGUUCGGUCUUAAAUAUGGCUUAAAUCCGCUGCAAAAUUUAAUAACCACCAAAUGGUUUCGUCUUAAUGCCAUAGAGAAAUGCAUGGUUUUCCGUACGCGGAAAAUAUAGUGCUUGUAAUUUUGAAACACUGAAUGCAAGUGAAACGGCAGGUUGGGGUGCAACAUUUAUCGGGAUUCAUAAGAUUUUAAAAUGCCAAAUUACGCCCUUUCUUUAAGUAAGGAAUUUGAAUAAGACGUAAAGGUCUGCAUAAAGAGCAAAAGUAUGAAUAUUUUUAUGCAUAUCUUCUAUGAAAUAUUAUUUAAUUUCUAAGGGCAUCGAAAAUCAAUGGAAGCACUGCAUGCUUUUAAGUAAUCAUUUUUUGCAGAGCAUGAUUUUGGCAUGCAGUCGUAAAGAGGCUCAUUCGAAUGUCGGCAUCCUGAGAUAAAUUAGUUAUUAUAGGGUCACGCAGCAUUAUAAGAAGUAUAGCCCUCCAUGUUAAUUGAUAUUUUCGGGACGAAAUCUUAUUUCGGAAUUUCAUUUGACAUUUCAUAAGUCAGCAAACCUACUGCAGAUAAUUUAAGAACCGUGUAACUUAAUGUCUCAGUUUGGCGAAAACAGAAAACCUUUUUGAAUUUAAACAUUCUUCUAAACUGCACCAUACACAUAGCAGCUGUUAAUUGGAAUCUUGAACUGUAAUUUCAGUUGAAAAAGACCAUUCGGUUGUAGUUGCAAUGGUUAUAUGCUCGCUUGGGUUUGGACAUACCAGCAGCUUCGAAAUAGCGUCCAUUUAGCAUAUUCUCAUAUUGCUAGUUCACACACAGUCAAAAAUGUCUUCCAGCUAGCACUUCUAGGCCCAUAGGUCUAUUCCUGCAGAAUAUUUACUGAUAAAAAUACUAUGGGAGCCGCCCCGAAUUCCACAACUGAUCAACUCAAUUAUUAGGCAAACUGUCAAUUUCCUAGCAGCCCUCAAUUAUGCAGUGGACUACAGUAGCUGGCUUAUGUGACGAAGUGUUAAAUUUGAAAAAUAUAACUUAAAUGGGCUUGCAGUAUUGACUACCAUGCUGCCUAAUCCCAGCGUGUAUCAAUCAUGCCAAUAAGCACACUAGGUAUUUAAUGGUCGCUUACGUGGUAAAAACGUUUCCAAUGACAUUUCGAUUGACCUAUUAAUUACAAUAUAUGUUGAUAGAAGCGAACUGCUACCUCCAAUAUGUUUUGUAGAAAGCAUAGUUACAGAGCAUGUCUUUGACAAAUGUUGGGCUCAAAAUGAGGUUAUAUUUCGAUUUUAAAAUAGUUUGCAAUUAUGAGAUUUUGAAGACGGUGAAAUGUUCAUUCGUGGGACAUCCUCUCUCUAUCUUUAUUAGUGGUACUUACAACAUUGUUUCCGCCCAAUACAAAAUUACCUGAGUCCCAAAUGACGUAAUCGUAAUGGCCCGGAUAUAUGCAUGAUAGCUCUCUCUUAGAGAGUACCCAGCAUGUAGUUUAGAAACCCUAAGCACUAAUGGAAUUACCGGUUGGAGUCAAAAUUAUUCAUAAACCAAAAUGAUUUUAACCGUUUAAAAUGCGUAUUUUCGAGUUCGAAAUUCGAAUAAUCUGUCACAAAAUAAGAACAAAACAAAUAUUGUUAAGCAUGUUUUCUGUAAAAGAUCUGAGAUAUUAAUGACAUCGUAAGUUGAAGGGAAAAAGGCAUACCAGCUACGUAAUCAUUUAAUACCGGGUGUUGUUUUUGCAGGUAGCCGCAAGAAACGUACUCAAUUAACGGCAUCCUAUCGUGACUGAAACAACUUUGUCUAUUACGCCAGAUAAUCAAUAUUACAACCCCUAGUAAGUGGUACCUUUUCAUCGGAUUCACAUUUCAAAAUAUUGGUUGACAAUUCGUGAAAUAUGCCACCUACUGUAGGUCGUAGAUCCAAUGAUCAUGACAGGCAGCAAAAUUUGUGGCAGCCACUGUCCGUAUAUGUAGACCUGUCAACAUCGAAAAGCUAGUCGUGGGAUAUUUUUCAAUUCAUGCGAGUUCCCAAUGUCUUAGCACAUUAGAUGACAAGACUUUGAAGGUGUUGGCAUCCGCCAUAUGGGUGGAGCUACGUAAGGCAGCCAAAAAGCGGGCAUGCCGAUUCCAGAAAAUUUGCUAGUCUAAUCGUCUGUGCCGUAUACGGGUAGCUGUUGCUUUCUAAAGAACCCGAAUUAAGAACUCAAAAAGGAUAUUAAAACGAGGGAUUACUGCUUAAUAGGUCCCAAUUAGUGCAGAAAAUGCACACAACUGGCCGUGGAGAUUAAAGUCAUAAGAUCUGGACAUUCAAAUUUUGGAGAAGUACGCCAAAUGUUCGCAUCUUAGCUUGUGCAUUAUACUCAUCUGCUAUCAUCUAAUGCUUUCACUGUGGGUUAGGUAUCUGACCAUGUAUAAAUUCCAUUUCAAAUUUCAUUCUAUUUACCUAAACCGUUUCUUUAAAAAUUUUAAGCAUUUUGUCCCCGGCACGAAGCUGAAGUAGGCAAGCAGGGCAGGAUUUAAUGGUACAAGGAAAUUUCGCAACGGCUCGUCAGCUGCGUCCUGUCGCUUCAUAAGAGAGAUAACGAGUAAGAAGAAUAAUUGGGAGGGAAAUAACUUGCAUUUUUUGAGUUUUGUACCCAUACAAUGGAAACGUAACUUGGUAUACGCUCUUGUCCAAAGGGCUAGAAAAAUGUGCUCCAGGGACACACUGAAUGCAGAAUUUGCACGCCUCAAGGAAGCUCUAAUUGAGAGAGGAUAUCCUGCACGUUUUAUUCACAAACACAGCAACACUACACGGCCAAAACUAACAGAACAUUCAGUUCCGAAAAAAACUCGUCUUUACAUCUUUGCCCUUUAAGGGCGAUAAUAAUUUAAAUACCAUCAAACGACGGCUGCAUUCCACCAUUGAAAGGACAUACAAUGCAGCCGAAAUCGUAUUAUGCAGUCCUACUAAGCCACUUCCGAUUCCACGGGCAAAGGAUGCCUUGCCAAUGCACGCCACUUCAAAUUAUGUUUUCGAAUUUACAUGCAGUUGCGGAUGCAAGUACAUUGGGCGAACGCAAAGGCAGUUGGCAGCCAGGUUUAUUAAGCACCCGGCCAGAUGGCUCCUAAAGCAAGAAUAUAAAAGUCCGCGUUCCUCCAUUACGAUACAACUGGUUGAUAGUGGUCACUCUGUCGACUCCAAAACGUUCUUCCGAGUACUUGUUUGGGCAUGAACAAUUUGGCAGCCUAUAUACGACGGGUACAACCAGACCUUUGCAAACAGUCAGAACACGUGGUUAGUCUAACAUGAUUUCUUCUUCCCCUCUCACUUUUUGCUCGUUAAAGCUUCCCGUUUUUCACUUUCUUCCCUACGGUGUUUGAGGUAACAACUUUAUCGAUUAAUCAGCCUUACACAAGACCAUGACCUUGCUGAUUCUGCAUGGAUUUUCUGCACGAAUUCAAAUCUGUUGUAUUCGUCCCACUCGUUAUCUAUGUUAUGAAGCGACAGGACGCAGCUGACGAGCCGUCACGAAAUUUUUUGGUACCAUUAAAUCCUGCCCUGUUAAACCGUUUCUACAUCAGUAGAAAAAUUCAGGUCACCACAAGCACUAUGAAGCCUUCCUAAACCUCAUAUCUGCGCACUUUUUAUCUGGAAGUAAUCUAGCAGAUAUCUCACUUUGCCUUAGCAUUUUACAGUAGCAAAGGUAACUGACAAAUCAUUGAGCACUGGGCCAGGUUUAGGGCGGUUCCCUUACGCCCUCAGGGCAGAAAAUCAGGAAAUAGGCUUCCAGGUACACCACAGUACGUUUGUUAUGCCUGAUAAAGGUAUUUAAACCAAACGCACACAGUGUGAGUCGACAUUGCUUCGCCAGAUCCGCUACACCGUUCCCCUUUUUUUACAAACGGCACUCAGCUCUGACUAGUAGUCUGCAAAAAAAUCUACAGAAAGGCGGUUUGACAUUUAAACAAGCAUGUUUGCUCGAAUUUUUUAAAAGUCGCCUUCACGUUAGAAGACAAAAAUGACGUCUUUACUCCAGUAGUCGCAGUGACUGUUGCAUACUUUCCGUCGAGAUUUGUUAACGCGGAUACGGAUUAGAAAGAAAGGCAAAUAUCUCGAAUUGUAUUUUCGGUGAAACAAAGAUCUUUGGCGGCAACUGUAUGUACAUUUGAGCUCGAUCUUAAUAUGCACCCAGCAGAGUUACUGGGACAGAUUAGUUUCUCUUCUAUUGAGGGACUUUAAAUCCAUUAGAAUGAAAUAAAUCACGCAUUUCAGUUAACUCUGCGAGGCAAAUUCAGGACUGAUAGUCUUUGGCAAAUUUCUAAGAGGUAAUCGAAAAACCAGUUAAGUGGCGGAGGACUUAAUGUAUUGCAAAACCGGGUAUUCGCCAAAAGCACACACACAUUAGAAACUGGGGUGUAGAUAGGGAAGGUACGUGGAGAACACGGAAGAACCCUCCAAUGCCCGAAAUUCCCGCGCCUGUAUCGAGCAGGAACAUCGAUCGGCGGGAAACAGGUCUGUGCAUUUAGUCAGCACCCGAGAUGUUCUCACUUUUAUCGGAACCACACCUUAUCUAACCAGCCUCGAUGAUGUCGGAAAUGGCAUCUCUCCACGGGUGAUGAUCUGUGGCGACGGGUGGGAAGAGCUUGACCGACUUUCCCCUCCAGCGACAGACAGAGAGAAUACCGAAGGUCCUUAAAACGUUUCGUGUCUUAACGAACUGUUUCGAGUCGGGAGUUAAGUUGGCCUCCUCUUCGACUUCUUCAGGUGGAUAAGAGGGUCCGAUCAAGCGUAGAAACACGGAGCCCAGGAGGUGAACGACGAAGAAAGUGACCAAAUCACCAAAGUCGCUUUUUGGAGAGGUUUGAACCUGCAGUGUCACCUGAAUGAUAUGAUAUGACUAGUUUCCUGAGGUAAUUUUGUUUAUUUACCUAAUUUAACUACCCGCCAGAUUAUGAAGAAGAAGAGAGCGCAAGCAAACCUCGAAGCACGCGCAGGAAAACGCGUGUGAACCGAUGCAUGGCGUAACCAAAGGUGACGUGUACACACUCUCACCGUGACACUGCCACUCGGUGGAUGAAGAGGCUGAGGAUGGCGCAAUCACAACUGGAAGACCACGGAGGCAACCGUUUGUUAAGUUGCAGUACAUGGCUGCCAUAGUGGAAAAACGGAGUUCCGCACCGUCCGAAUACUUCCAUUAGCAAGCCUAAUUAGCCACUUACUUGGAUUGAAAUAAUAAAGACGGUGCAAGCGGGGCUCGUAGGACGCGCAGGCAAGCGUGUGUUAACUGAAAUCCGAUGUACGACAGGCUGGCUUAUAAGCACUCUCCCAGGGCGAGCUAAAAAUAGCACAGAGUGCGCAGAACACGUCACAGUGUCGGCGUAAUUACAUCUACUAGAAUUGUUUAGGAAACCAACCAUAUAGCAUCAUAGCUGCAUAGCUGCAUCAUAGCUGCAUAGUCGAACCUCGCCGAUAGAAGAACGUGAAAUGUUGUCUGGCCAGUUUCUUGAUUUUUCACUAUAAAUUUAAUUAUGGCAUGCAGUUUACUCACAAUAAUAAAUAUUUCUUUGACCUUCUUUCCGCUAGUAGCAGUCGCAACUUUAGUUUCACUUGCUUGCUUUUUGUUUCGGAACUUAAUUUAUCAAAAUCUUAUGCUCGUUAUUUGGUUACCUUAGGAGACCUUAUUUCUGACAUUCCUCAACAAAAUCCAGUGAGAAAAUGUAGAAAAUUUCUAUAAAUUUGUUUUCUUGCAGUCCGCUCACCACAAAGCAGUGUCAUAAUGAGGACUGAAAUGUUUAAAAACGUUUUGGCAGAUGUUGCGUCUAUUAAGACGUGGUAACAUUAGUUACAAAUGUCUCUUUUGAUGGAACAAAAGCCAUCAUACGUUCGCAUGCAUCUAUCACUAACAGGUCGCUUAAAAACUCCAAAAAUAUUCAUUUGCCGUUUGAUGAACAAUUCUAAAAUUCGACGGAGUAGUAGUGGGCCGUAGCGACAAAGCGACCUUAGUGUGUGGUCUGUGCGCUAAAAUCAUCAGGCCAGAUUCUGUGCUGUGGGAAAAAGUAGAAGUCUCCAGAAUGUGCAACGUUUAUCCUGCACAAAAACCCUAGGUGACAGUGGCCGCUGGCGAAGCCAGGGUUGGUGAUGACUACGUCCAGUCCUGUCUGCGAGUCCCUGAGACAGUGGUGGCAGCGACUUUUGUGUGCUUAUGGGGCAGUCAAAAGUUGUGUCUGUUGCAUUUUCUGAGGGGGGAGGGUAAUGUUCAAGGGGCUUGUGUUGCAUUCCUUUAAAUAGACCGAAUUUUUCGCGCUGCUUGGUAAAUUAUAUUUGUUGGUGACAAAAUGACUAUCACCGAAAAGUUAUUUUCAAGUAUAAAUAGCCUACAUGGUUUGUAUGCAUCAGUCGACGCAUCGAACUGGAUUCUGCGUACAAAAAUCGCAAGGAAAUGUGGAAAAGGCGUUAGUUAAUCAGAACAUGAUACGAACAGUAAAGACUGGUUGACACGAGUGAGGCGGCAAUGCCGAUUUUUAGGCAUGUUUAAAUUUUAACUGUUCGCAAACUUGCUUUACGUCUGUGGACGACUUGUGGAACCAAAGUUAGAAGAUUUAUGGAAUAAAUAGUGAUAUCUUUUUCAAAGUAUUUUUUUGAAGUAUACUUCUUGGAUGAAGUCAUUCGUGAGCGCCCAUCUGUCAUUAUAUAUAUAUAUAUACAUAUAAGUGGUGGACUCUUAUUAACAAAGAAUCAAGGGAAACUGAAAUGACCAGUUUUGGCUUGUUUGCCGUCGUCAGCCAGUCAUACCCAUGCACCAUGUGUGGAAAACCUCGGGCUCGAACUCGCGACCUGUUGGUUAGAAGCCCAACGUCCCUAACCACUGGGCCACGGUCGCGUUGUCUUGUCAGUUUCGAUCGGGAGUAUACGACGGUAUAGUGGCGCUUAUUAAUCGUUCUUACGCAAUUCACUUGUUCCCUUUUGCCCUACGGGCUCGAGGGAUGGACAAUCGGUUUUUCGAUGUACAAAGACAUCCAGCAAGGGGGAGUUGCCCAUCAACCUCUGUUUAGGAAGUAAUCGUGUUUCCUGGAAUUAUAGAGUUAAUUUUGGUAUGGAGAGACCGUAAUGCAGAAAUUAGAAAGAAUGGCUCUAACCACAGUAAACCCAAAAUUUUGGUUGCGAUAUUUAGAUGGCAUUUUUGUCACCAUCAAGAAGGGUCAGUUGAAUCCGCUCCAUGCCAAAAUGACCUCUAUAUUUCCAGGAAUAACGUUCACUUUCGAAACAGAGGUUGAUGGACAACUCCCAUUCCUGGAUGUCCUUGUACAUCUGAAAACCAAUAUAUCACUUCAUACGUCAAUUUAUCGUAAAGAGGCGUACUCCGAGGUCAUUCUACACUUUGAGAGUAACCUCCCUGUCUCUCAACAGCAGAAUACAGUCUACAGCCUUCUGAAUAGAGCCAAAACCCACUGCUUUGAUCAAGCAGGUUAUCUAGCAGAAAUGAAAUGCCUCUACAAACUGUUCUCCCAAAAUGAGUACACCGAUGACCUUAUACGUCAAUGCAUGCGGCACCAGCAACUCAAGGGAAGAGGUAUUUCCAAUGCUACGGCCGCACGGAAACCAAAAAUAAUCACAUGCCGAGCUUUCCCAUACGUGAAACAUGUAUUGGGACUGGUCGAAAGACAGUUAAAAAGUACCAGAUACACGUAACACAUCAACCGGCAACUACCUUAUGCACACAGCUUGUUCACCCUAAGGACUGGGUUGGCUACCUUAAAAAGGUGUUUUCUACAAAAUCUCAUAUUCUAGUUGUGGUGCCGUCUAUUGUGGCUAGACUGAGAAAUCUGUCUCAACCCGUAUACAUGAACAUCAGUUGGCGGUAACGCGACGCGGCAGUCUAUCCGAAGUGGCCAUGCAUACACUGGACGCAGGGCACAAAUGUGUAUGGGAAAACACUCUCCUUGUUGUCGCCUGCCCGAUAAGGAAGUCUCGCGAAUUCCACGGAACAAUGCACUCAGAUGAGGCAUGCAUCAACCGGUAUAUCGAUCUAGAUGUCAUAAAAACAAUCGUUUAGGGCAGAUUCUAAAUAACUUAACCUAUCUCGAGAAGAUGACUUUAAGCAAUCAUAAAAUGCGUUGUCAGACUCGGUCUAGAAGUUAAUUGUUUUGCGCGCCCAUUGUACAAAUACGAGUUGGGGAACCAGUCUCAACAAUGUGCACAAUAGCGUUUACUGCUUUCCUAAGAAUUCCGUCGUCCUAAAUAUAUACAUUUAUAUAUAUAUACGCGUGUGUGUGUUUGUUUAUAUGUUUUACCUGUCCGCCUAAAUGGACCACGUGCGUGUGCGCACUUAUAUGGUCCAUUUGAAAUGAUCUAGUUGUUCGCAGUAGCCAAAUGUUAUUUUCCUGUCAACCAGAGCAAACUGACCGAGCCGUUCAGGCGGCAGAAGGGGUUAAACGUGCGUCCAACAACUAGGAGCUGUCCAGCGAGAGAUGAGCGCGCAAUUAUGUUGUUGCUUCAUUCUUUUAUUUCCUUUCUUAUCGUCAGUCUAAUCAUGCACUCUAGGACCUUCACAAUGACAGGCGAUUCCUGGACCUCCUCAUCUGUGGUAAAAAUCGCCACAAAAACGUUAGUCUAUUCUCUGUUCAGCUUUGUUUGCCUUAUUUUGUCUAUUACUUUGUCUUCGGAGUUACCCAGUUCGCCGAAUAGCACAAUAUCACAUUCCUCAAAACGCAGGACUGUCUAGGAACUAGAAUGAAUUUGACAGCAGCUUGUCCCCCCCCCCCAAAAAAAGGGCACUUGUCAUUUUAUCGAGGACCAAAACAUUUCUGACAAUUCGUUUAGAACGCAUUCCACCUUUAUAUGUGUACCAUUUGAUGAAACAAUAGACGCCAUAUAUGCGCAUGCGUCUAUAACUCGUUUACCUAAACGGCCGCAUAGCGUGCCAAAACAACGCUUCCUGAAUGUUUAGACGGUUCUACAAGCAGGAUGAUAGAGCAACAAUGUUCCAUUGCUUGGUUAUGUUUUUGACUAACGCAUGUGUAAGCACAGGAUAGUCGUAAAGCAGAAAAGCCUACGCAUAAGAUAUGUGGACGGUAAAAAUCCCCAGCACAUUUUUCGAUUCACCCGGAAACGGUAAUGCACACAUACUUGACCAGAGUUGACAUGAUAUUGGCGACGUUGAGAGAUUUGCGUUGCUGAUUUGAUGAUAGGACAAAUUCUACACUUCAACUGCAAUCAUCUUCUGUCUCAGAAUAGUAUAUAUGUCUGAACGACUGUACCUUAAGAACCUCUUUGCAGUCAGUAGUUAUCCCAGAUAUGUUAUCGAGAGAAGCAGAGGACGGCCAAAGGAGGUGCAACCCGAGGUAUGUAGGGCGCUUCCAUACGUUGAAGGGGUCUCCGAGGUGGCCUCUCGAUUGCUACAAUCCGUCAGAUAGACAUAACCCAUUGAUCCCAGAGAACACUACAGCGCAGUCCGACGCAAUCUAAGGACACACUGCCACCCGCUGAAAUCUCAAAAGUCGCCUAAAAAAAUCGUUGCAAUGAGGGCGACUGCAACUGUGCUGGGGAAACCGGACGGAAAAGGCAGACCCGCCUACAAGAGCACAAACCGGCGAAUCGGAGGCUAGAUACAGACUCUUAACUAGCAGCGCGCGUUGGAGAACCUGGGCAUAAUUUCGAUCACCGGAGUAAUACAAUCUUAGGUAGGGAUAACACAAAAGCAAAACAGCUAACGCUCGAGGUUUAGUAAUCAGAAGCCUACUUCACCAGCAGCCAUCUGAACCUUCCUGCAGCUAACGAAGUCCUACGUUUUCGCCUCCGUAGAGCUCAGGACCAAGUAACCACACUGGACUUAAGAAGGUCAAAUAUAGACAGGCCGACGGCGAGUCUACUCGGCGAGGAAGACUAA